UGAGGGAAAGUACCAAAAAGAAGUCCCUCCUAACUCCUUUUCCUGAUCACUUUACCUUAAUAUGGAUGUAAAACGUCAUGAAGUGAAGGAAAGAUGCGAAGAAGAUAGAUAGAUAGAUAGAUAGAUAGAUAGAUAGAUAGAUAGUUGAUGGUCGACACUCCAUACCAGUUGGUGGCGGUAACGCACCAUUUUACUUUUUACAAACCGCCAAUGAAACUUAAAAAGAAGAAGAAGAAGAAGAAGAAGAAUGUGUUAGUACCUUGGGCUUUUCUGUGUCUUAUCGCAGUUUUAAAAAUUGGCACUUUUUGAAGAACCCACAUCAAAGUAUUAUGUUAAAUCCAAUUUAUGAAGCAGUAGGUGCAUGGCAUGGUCGUUGCUUUUUGUCAGUUCUGACGAGGACAGCUGAGUGAUGUUGUUGGUGAGCUUGGAUUAAAUCAUCUCUAAACAAAGAACUUGUCCUCGUGGUGACUGACUUGGGGAGUGGAGGUCAGUGAGCCCAUUGUCUCUGCUGGUGCGACUCCAACUACAAAGCCGGCCCGCUCGCCCCCUCCUGAGUCUGAGAGGAGAUCCAGAGAGAAAGAAGUGAAAGCAGGUCGAAACCUCAGCACAUGGAUGAUAUCAACCAAAAACAUCCAGCACCAGCAAGUAAAGAUGAGCCAGCGGCGAUCCCUGUGGAAAAGACUUUUCCUGCUAUGAAGCAGCCCAGAAGACGCAAGCGCGCCAACAGGGAGGACAGAAGCUUGAGCUGUGAUCAGUGUGGAAAGUCUUUUACUCAGAAAGGUCACUUAAGGAGACAUCAUAUGAUCCAUGUUGGAGUUAAAUCAUUUGUCUGUGAUCAGUGUGGAAAGUCUUUUCAGGAUAGAGAUCACUUAGAGAGACAUCAGGGCGUCCACAGUGAAGUUAAACCUUUCAGCUGUGAUCAGUGUGGAAAGUCUUUUGCUUAUGUUAGUAACUUAAAAAGACAUCAGCUCAUCCAUCGUGGAGAUAAACCUUUCAACUGUGAGCAGUGUGUACAGUCUUUUACGCUGAGAAGCAGCUUAAAAAAACAUCAGCUGAGCCACAGCGGUGUGAAACCAUUCAGCUGUGAUCAGUGUGGGAUGUCUUUUACUCGGAUUGGUAGCUUGAAAUCACAUCAGCUGAUCCACACCGGUGUGAAGCCAUUCAGUUGUGAUCAGUGUGGAAAGACCUUUACUCAUAGAUCCAGCUUAAAAGCACAUCAGCCGAUCCACACCGGUGUGAAACCAUUCAGCUGUGAUCAGUGUGGAAAGUCUUUUACUCAGAUUGGUAGCUUGAAAUCACAUCAGCUGAUCCACACUGGUGUGAAACCAUUCAGUUGUGAUCAGUGUCGAAAGACCUUUACUCGGAGAUGCAGCUUAAAACGACAUCAGGUCGUCCACACUGAAUUUAAAGCUUUCAGCUGUGAUAAGUGUGGAAAGUCUUUUACUCGGAUUGGUAGCUUGAAAUCACAUCAGCUGAUCCACACCGGUGUGAAACCAUUCACUUGUGAUCAGUGUGGAAAGUCUUUUCAUUGUAGAAAUCACUUAGAGAGACAUCAGGGCAUCCACAGUGAAGUUAAACCUUUCACCUGUGAUCAGUGUGGAAAGGCUUUUACUGAGAUUGGUACAUUAAAAAUGCAUCAGCGCAUCCACAGUGGAGAGAAACCUUUCAGCUGUGAUCAGUGUGGAAAGGCUUUUGCUUACUUUAGUAACUUAAAUAGACAUCAGCGCAUCCACAGUGGAGAGAAACCAUUCAGCUGUGAUCACUGUGGAAUCGCUUUUAAUCAGAAGAGCCACUUAAAAACACAUCAGCUCAUCCAGAGUGGAAAGAAACCUUUUAGCUGUGAGCAGUGUGGAAAAGCUUUUACUUGUAUGACUAGCUUAAACUCACAUCAGCUCAUCCACUCUGGUACUAAACAAUUUGUAUGUGGUGACUGUGGAAAGGCUUUUACUCAAAAGAAGGGCUUAAAAAGACAUCAGCUCAUCCACUAUGGCGUUAAAUCAUUUGUAUGUGGUGACUGUGGAAAGGCUUUUCUUGAGAUUGAAAGGUUAAAAUCACAUCAGCUAAUCCACUCUGGUACUAAACAAUUUGUAUGUGGUCACUGUGGAAAGGCUUUUACUCAGAUGACUAGCUUAAACUCACAUCAGCGCACCCACUCUGGAGUUAAAUCAUUUGUAUGUGGUCAGUGUGGAAAGUCUUUCAUCCACAACAAAAAUCUAUUGACGCAUCAAAAGACCCACAAAGUGUCCUCCUGUGAGAAAAGGGGCAGACCAAUGGGACAUUACCCUGACAGGGUUCAUUUGAACACAGUGGGAGAAACAGGGGAUCUGAACAAAAGUUCUUCUGGAUGCUGUGUCAAACUUAAAAAGCUUGAGAUCAGGCUUCACAGAAUUCAGCUUUAAUUUCCUGAGAAAGUCAGAGCUUCACUAUGUCUUUGUAGAUCUAGUGAAACCAUGAAAAGGUGCAAAAAGAGGCACUGUGGUACUGCAUGAUGAAGUCAGAAGUGACAGAGAAGUAUGUGAGCGUGGUUCAGGACAUGUGUGUGUGGUAGCAGUGACUACCACACAUACUUGGGUUGAAGGUGGGGGGAGGAUUACAUCAAUUCUGAGCCCCUUCUUUCUUUUUCAAAGCGAGGGCAAUACUCAGGAAAGGAUGAUGACAAUAGAGCUGCAAGACAGGAUGGAAAGAAAAAGAGUUUAAAAGAAGAUCAUGAAUGUUGUGAAGCGAUCGAGCCGCGAUCACAAAAUCUUAGCUUAUGGAGUUAGUUAUCCCAAUACAAGUUUAGCAAGUUACACUUCACAGGCUGUGUCCACAAACAGCAUACAGAGCAAACAUUACUCCAUCGUCUGAUCACAAGAAAAGCAAAAUGUCAGAAGAGUUCACCUUCUGGGUCAAACUGUCAGACCUGUUACUGUUUAUUUGGCUGUUCAUCGUGAGGUAAUUAUCAGUGUCAGUGCUGUGCCACUUCUAUUGUAACUCACAUGAAAUGUGUUUUAAAUGGGCUCUAUUGUCUUACAAUAUUGUGUGCAGUGUUGGUCAAGUUACUUGAAAAAAGUAAUCAGUAACUAUUAUUAUACUACUAUAAUUACUGAUUGCUUAAAUUAUAUGCAACAUUCUCUAACUGGAAGAAAUUUGUUUAACAUUUAAACCUAUUUUUUGCACAUUCUAGCUUAUAAAAUAAAAUAUUUUUGUGUUUACACUCAGUCUUUCAAAUAGAUGCAAGUAAAACAGUAGCAAAUAAAUAAAAUCAAAGACUAGCGGUCCUGUUGCUCUAUUUUCACCUGUAUAGCAGAAGUGGGGCAGGCGGAGGUUUUCCCUGGUGCAGGUGUGUCGCAGCCAUCAUGUCAGUGGAGGAAUCCUGAGUUUCUCUGUGAAUUUCACAUUCCGUGGUAGCGCACUCGGUGCUUGCUUGGACGAUAAGGGGUUUUUUCGCUGUAAAAAGAAGUUUUCUUUCCACACAGUGAACAGCGGAGGCUAAUGGUUUUGUCACUUUUUAUGGAAUCAAACUCAAAGUAAGGUCGGUACUUCCACGCUUUAGAUGCUUCACAGUCAUACUCUCUCCCGCACUUGAUAUAUUAUCCAUUGUUGAUCUGCACACAGCUGUUGCCAUGAACGUCGCACUCGCAUACAUGAUUGUCAUGAGACACUCACAAAAAUAGUGCAAUAGUAAUCCCUUACUUUACUUGUUACUUGAAAAAAGUAAUCAGAUUACAGUAAUGCGUUACUGCCCAUCUCUGAUUAUGAGUCUGUUUUGCUCCACAAAGACACAACCCCUCCUGCAAUUUUCAAUGUUACAGUAAAAAAAGGUAAAUUGAUAAAUUUGUGUCAUUUUUGAACAGGCAGUAUGUGGAAAAUUGAAAUAUUUUCUUAUCCAUGUGUAAAGUUCUCAGUGGUCUGUGUUUUCUUACAGGAUGUGAGUGUGUUUUGCUCCAUGAAGAAACAAAUCUACUGUUGGGUUUCUAUUUUGUUAUUGUCAUUUUUAUUAAGAAAUAUUUAACCAUAUAUGCUUAGAGGUGUAUAAUCGAUUGUGUAGUGAUAGGAUGUGUGAUCUUUAGUAGUCUGCAGAACGUUGUGUGCAUUCCACAGUGUUCUGGCUUUCACACUCACAUUUUGGGAGCAUGGGAGAGGUCGUACCUUCUUUUAUUGUUUUAUGGUACGAUAAACGUAUCUAUAUCUGUUUUAGUCUAAGUGCCUUUUGUUUAGAUGAACUGCUGGACUUUCAGGCCAGCAGGUUUAGGGAAGUCAUUUACGGGGUCACGCUUUGACCACACACACACACACACACACACUCACACACAGAUUUACCAGCCUUUAGAAGGCAGAAAUGGUCAGUCAAACACUUCACUUCUUAUCCAAGUCUACCUACUGACUGUCCACUUGAGGAUUGUCUGCAAUUUCGAUCUAUUGCUAGAGGCCACAUCUCUCAAAUAUAUAGCACAUUGCAGCAUAUAAAGGCAGACUCUGUGUCCAAAGCCAGAAAUGCCUGGGAGCUGGACUUAAACCUCCAGAUCCCAGACGACCUAUGGGAUCUUAGUGUUAGCAAGAUACAUGAAUCCUCAAUCUGUAUACGGCAUUGUAUAAUACAGUUUAAAAUUCUUCACGGGGCGUACCUAACCAAAGCUAAACUAGCUAAAAUAUACAAUACCUCUGAUGAUAGAUGUCUGAGGUGCAAGCAAUCACCCGCCGAUAUUAGCCAUAUGUUCUGGACCUGCUCUGAUUUGAACCGGUUCUGGGAAUUAGUUUUUAAAGCUCUUUCAUAUGUGUGUGGGAAAACAAUUGAUCCCAAUCCGAUGACAGCAGUCUUUGGUGUACUCCCAAACCAUCACGGUAUAACUUCUUAUCAAAUGAAUGCAGUGGCUUUCUCAUCUCUACUGGCACGCUGGCUAAUUCUUCUUAAAUGGAAGGAUUCAGGUCCGCCAGUGUUUAUUCAGUGGGUGAGAGAGGUGAUGAGGUGCUUGCAGAUAGAGCAUUUGAGAUACAGUUUGAGAGGGUCUCAAAGUAAAUACUACAAAACCUGGUCAUCCUUUGUUGAAUAUGUGGAGAAGUUGUCAUUUACUGAAGUAUGAUGUUUUACUGCUUUUAUCUGUGUUUGGGGUUUUUUUUCUAUUCCUGCAAGCCAAAAAGAACUGCGCACAAUGCAGCCUCCCCUUUUAUUUAUGUAUUUGUUUUAUUUUAUUUUCGUUUGUUUUUUUGUUUGUUUUUUUUGGUGGGCUUUGUUUUUUGGGUUUGUUUGUUUGUUUGUUUGUUUGUUUUUUGCUUUGUUCACAUGGUAGUAUUUUUUUUGUUUGUGCCCAUAGAUUAUACUUUUUCCUGCAUCCAACUGGUUUGCCACUGCGUGGCGCAACCGGUUUCACAAUGGCAGUGUUUGUAAUCGCAAUUCGAGUUAUAUUUUUCUCUACUUUUGUUAUAUUGGAAAAUCAUAAAUA
Molecule: messenger RNA, 5423 nt
Organism: Pelmatolapia mariae (spotted tilapia)
Lineage: Eukaryota; Metazoa; Chordata; Actinopteri; Cichliformes; Cichlidae
Product: gastrula zinc finger protein XlCGF26.1-like
Exons: 3
Coding region: 609-2399 (596 amino acids)
Biological process (GO): regulation of transcription by RNA polymerase II
Molecular function (GO): RNA polymerase II cis-regulatory region sequence-specific DNA binding; DNA-binding transcription factor activity
Source: RefSeq, a predicted model, not a curated record